AUGCCCUACCCACGGCCCGUCUCCCCAGUCUCCCUCGAAACAUGCGUGCCUUCGCCCUCUGAGAUAGAUUCAGAUAACUUCCUCGCCUCGGAUGACGAGCUAGAUGACGCUGCCCGAGCUGCAAAGCGUCAGCGGGUCGAGAAAUUAGCGGAGUCUUAUCUGCAGGGCAAACCGUUGUUGAUUCUCUCUGCGUCGCUGCGAGGCCCGUUCAAUGAGGGAUGGGCCAAUCCAUGGAAGAAGAACAGGACGCGUGGAACUGGUGCACCGGCAAGGGCUCGCCAGACAAAUGUGCCCGAGCGGGUGGUUCAGGAGACUGAUUUGCGGGCUCCGAAGUACCGAGAGGGUCUAUCGGUUAGCAGUCGUCGCCCGGAGAUUCCUGCGACAUCGUGCAACUCCCCCAGAACCUCAGUGCAAGCUGGAGGCCGUUGUUCGCCCUCUAAAUCGCCACGGAGAAAAUCCAAGGAACCCACCCCGCGGCCGGGGCAUGGUGGACAAAAUGGAGCAUCGCUACGGUCUCCCCCUAAAUCAAUGGAACCGCCGUCGGCGAUAGUGGAGGAUCAAUCAAUAAUGCCGCCUAGGACAGCGGAUUGGCUGAAGAAGGAUCGGAAGCUCAUGAACUUCACCAAGUUCGAACCGCCGAGCUCGCCAACAAUAUCCAUUGCUACUCGUCAGUCAGAUAAAGCUCGUCGACCGAUGCCUCGAUCUGUUCAAGUCCAGGUUCCACAGACACCGGGCUCGCCAACAAAAUGUCCUCCUGUCAAACAUGUCCCAGUGAAGACAGCUCAGGCUUCUCGUCCCAACUCGAACGGGCACGUAUCCCCACAGUCGACUCGAUCGGCCGCCUUAAAUUUACCCAAAGUCGCUACCGUUCCCAAAUUAUCACCAUUCCAACAAUAUCAGCAAUCUCAUUUGUCGCAGGAAGCUUCUCUCCGAAUAGUCAAUUCUUCCUCUCAGCUUCCGAGGUUUGAAUAUCGGAGGUGGCUUCGUGAACAUUCGAGUCAACAUGAGAAGACUUCCCCUAUGCAAGAUGAAAGUAUCCUGCAAGAAGAAACGUUUUUGCAGGAGGACAGCCCUCUGAAAGAAAAGUCCGUAGUCGAGCACGCACCCGCUAGCCCUAGUCCUACUAGAGAUCAAGCAUUGAAUCAUGCUGAAGCUGAACCCGAACCUCAACCCCCGGCCCCUGACGAAAUAGCAGUUCAAAAUGAGGACUCUAUAAAGAAAGAUGCAAGCCACAAAACUUUGUCGAAAGAAACCAGGUUCGCCGAUGAGGAAGAUUUCAUAGAGAACAAUCUUGCAGCGGAUCAGGCCGCAGGGGAAGAUGUCGCCGAGGAAGUUGCAAACGAGGAAUAUACGUCGACAUUCCAAGACACAGAUCUCUCUGGACCAACAGAGCAAAACACCUACGAUGAUCUCCCUUCUGCCCAACAAGUGCCAGCACCGUUGGGAGUGUCCGAUCGGGUAACGUCAUUGCACUCGACGGCUUUGCCAAGAGGAGAUUCAGGACAAGACUCACCCCCAACCCCUGAUACCCAGCUUUCAACCCAGGCUGCCCUUUUGCAUGCCCAGAAGUCUUUCCAAGACGACCUAGACAGUCCAGAAUAUUACAAUCAACAUACACCGAAUCCGGACCGAGCAGUGCAUUCACCCAAUGCUUCACUUCACUCAGCAAAUGUUACUCCGUUCUACCGUCUAGAAGAGUCAAUUCGACGUGAUCUAGAGCGAAGUUCGAAGUCCAUGAGCAGAGAGGGGAUGCAAGCAAUGAGCACGCAAUUCAUGCUUGAUGCAGCUACUCCUUUCAAUUUCAGCACUGAGCAAGCUGGUCAAGAUCGGAGCUUGAAACCUACGAACAAAAACAUGACACAAGCAAUGAAUACACAGUUCAUGCUCGAUGCAGCUACACCCUACACUUUCAGCACAGAGAAGAGACAGCGUGCAUCUCGGCCAGACUCAUGUUCACCUACAGCGAGAAACUCCAAGAGAAAAAGGAUGACCAACAUCGGAAGCCCCUCUCCUUCUGCUAGGAGUCAAUCAACAUCUCCCGGCAACGAAUAUCACACUGCGGAAUCCCAAUCAGGUGAAGAUGAAGAAAUUCCACAACCAGUAGCCCAACAGUUGGAUCAUCAACCAACUUAUCAAUCUGCCACAGAGGCUGCGUCUUUGCCCCUCACCCUAAGCGGGUCAGUACCAACAACAGCCCAGGAUGGACAAGGUGUCCACCAGGGAAUGGAGAGUUUCAACCUCAGCCAGGCAAUUGCAGAUGCUGGUAGUUGGCUGCAACAAAGUUUUGAUUUCAUGAAGGACAGCGGUCGGCCGAGUCAGAGUCUCAAAGCGAUUCCGACCUCUGACGCGCAACCUUCCCCUUUACACAUGGAUCUAUCUCAAUAA
Messenger RNA from Penicillium expansum, 2385 nucleotides. RefSeq lists its product as uncharacterized. The transcript has a single exon. NCBI's taxonomy places the organism in Eukaryota, Fungi, Ascomycota, Eurotiomycetes, Eurotiales, Aspergillaceae. Bases 1 to 2385 code for a protein of 794 amino acids. The record is from RefSeq and is a predicted model, not a curated record.